GAACAAGAUGGCUGCGCCCAUAAUUCAAACCAAGAUAACUUCAAAUGCUGACCUUCUAAGGGAGAUAACUGAAACAUUGAGGGAAAUUGGAUGUUGUCCAAGAUGUAUACUGAGGUACAUUGGGGAAAGACAAGGAGAUGUUUACAGAUUGACAACACAGGAAAUUGAGAAGAUGGUUGAAUCAAUAUUAAAGAAGGAAAAUGUGUUUCCAUUAACUACGCCAUGUCCAGUGUGUUUAGGUAUACUACAGGCAUAUAUAGAUGAAGAAUUUCUGCAAAAGAUUAAAAAUGCUGUAGAGAAAGAUGAUUAUGAAUUUAAGACCUUUAUAUGUUCACUGACAAUACCUGUUUGUAUACUUGUUAGAGAGCAUUCUGUUUUAAUACAUCUACAAGACAAGUUCAAAGAUGAAUAUGAAAUUAUGACAUUGCCAGAUUUUGUAUCAAUAAAAGAAGCGUGGAAGUUAAGGUGUGGUCCAUUGUUAUCUAACCUCAUCAAUGUUCCGUUUGAUCAAAAGAGUAUGUUUGACAUAGCUGUGUUGUUUAACUAUGAAAGAUCAGAUAAAGAAUGUUCUUUCCUUUCAGAUGAGAAACCUGAUAUAUUUAUCAAAAGAAAAAGUAAAAACUUUAGGAACCUUGAUGAAACUUUCACCAGAAACAAUGUUAUAAAAGCUUUAGACAGUAUGUCAGAAGAUUUGUUUAAAAGGUUGUAUAAGACUCCACCAUCACCACCUAAAAGUUCAUGUAAUUUUCUGGACAUCAAAUGUUCUCAUGAACCAGUGUUUGUAGCAGGUAGAUAUAACAAAUAUAGCCGAGAGCUGAGUCAGACACCAUGGUUUAUAGAGGGUAAAAGAAAGGGUGUGUCCUCUGUGGAAGAAGAAAUUUGUAAUCUUAUCAAAAAGACAUUCAGAUAUGAAGAAGGCAGAUUUUCAGCCUCAGGUAGAGAGGAUGUAGAUGUCCGAAUGUUAGGUUCAGGUAGGCCCUUUGUUGUAGAAAUGAUUAAUCCAAGAAAAAUUACAGUAACAGAAGAAGAAAUGAUAUUGUUACAACAAGAAAUCAACAAAAAUUCCACAGAUGUGAAAGUUCAAGAUCUGCAGAUUGUUUCAAAAGAAGAAACAAACAAUCUAAAGGAAGGAGAAAUGGAAAAAACCAAAUGUUACUCAGCGUUAUGUUGGGCAGCUGAACCUCUUACUGCUGAUAAACUAUUAAAAUUAGAUUCUAUCAAGGAUUUGGUCAUGCAGCAAAAGACACCAAUAAGAGUCCUACACAGACGACCACUAGCCACAAGAGAAAGGACUAUUCACAGUAUGUCAGCCAAGCUACAAGAUGACCAUCAUUUUAUACUGCUUCUAAAUACUCAAGCAGGAACAUAUAUAAAAGAAUUUGUGCAUGGAGAUUUUGGUAGAUCAACACCAAACAUGUGUACAUUACUGGAUAUGGAGUGUGAUAUAUUAACUUUAGAUGUAGAGUCUGUAGAGUUGGAAUGGCCAAAAAGAUUAGAGUAUAAUCAUACAAAUGAUGAACAUUAGCCAUAUUUAAUAAUACUUUUUUAAACUUUCAUUGAAAAUAAACUAAAAAUGAAUGAAA
Messenger RNA from Mytilus trossulus (common blue mussel), 1583 nucleotides. Its product is annotated as tRNA pseudouridine synthase Pus10-like. The transcript has 19 exons. NCBI's taxonomy places the organism in Eukaryota, Metazoa, Mollusca, Bivalvia, Mytilida, Mytilidae. The record is from RefSeq and is a predicted model, not a curated record. Gene Ontology annotation, biological process: tRNA pseudouridine synthesis. Gene Ontology annotation, molecular function: pseudouridine synthase activity; RNA binding. Bases 8 to 1525 code for a protein of 505 amino acids.